This is a messenger RNA of Miscanthus lutarioriparius, 1140 nucleotides long. Lineage: Eukaryota; Viridiplantae; Streptophyta; Magnoliopsida; Poales; Poaceae. The record is from the annotation of a GenBank genome assembly.
AUGAAGAAGGCGUCCGCGGCGUCGCGCUACGCGGCCUACGACUCCCCGUCCCCGUCCCCUUCGCCGCGGCGCGCGGCGUCUUCCGCGGCCGCCGCGACCCCGGGAGGAGCGCACGGCAGCAGCCGCGCGUUGGUGGUCGCGGGGAGAUCCGGCCGCGAUCUACUGGGCGCCAAGCCGCAGCCGCAAGCCCACGGCAACCUGGGCUCCGUGCUACGGCGGCUCAUCUCCAUGGACAAGAAGCCGCCUUCCUCCAAGAACCAGCUCCCGGUCCCUCCUGCCGCCGCCGCCGCCUCAGCGAAGAACAACGGCGGCGGGAAGCUGCCGGGGCUGUCGCGGAAGCUGUUCCAGAAAGCCUCGUCCACCGAGGCGGCGGCGCCCAGGAAGACGAAGGCCCUGACGGACGUCAAGAACGGCGGCAACAACGCCAACACGCGGACGCUCGGCAUGGUGCUGCGCAGCGAGCGGGAGCUCCUGGCGCAGACCAAGGCGCAGGAGGACGAGAUCGCCGGCCUCCGCCUGCAGCUGGAGAACAAGGACAGGGAGGUGGAGCGGCUCAAGGACCUGUGCCUGCGGCAGCGGGAGGAGAUCAGGACGCUCAAAGACGCCGUCCUGUUCCCGGACGCGGAGCCGGAGCCGGAGCCCGACCGCCGCCUCCGGGACGAGAUCUCCACGCUCACCGACCAGAUCCAAUGCCUCGCGCAGGAGCUCGCCCAGGUUAAGGCUGAGAAGCACUCGGCAAGGUCGUGCUUUGACGAGGAUGGAUACUGCUCUUCCCCUAGGACGCCGGGGUUUAACGAGGAGACCUCUUUCUCUCUGGAGUGCAGCAUUGGGGAAGCUGAGACGCCGAACUAUGGCAGCCCAGAUGAAAUGUUCAGCAAGGAUCUUAAUCCUUGCCUGACACCAUGCAUUGCCAAGAGCAAAUCUGAUGUAUCCGCACAAUUCCAGUCUUCCUCCCAGUUCACAAAGGAAUCUAGCGGUUCCCAUCGCAGCAGCGGCAAGGGAAGAGGGGACCGCUCUUACAGUUCUUUUGGCAGGCCAAUGUCAAAGAGCUCCGAUCAUCACAAACCUACCUCAGGAACCAGCAACAAGCGACGAGUAUACAAAUCUGAUCAAGACAAAAUCAAUCAGAACCUGUUUUGA